AUGCAAACCUCUUCUUCAUCACCGUCGAGGCCAAGCUCAUCGCCGCUGGCAUCGACGCUGGCAUCAUCGCCGAGGGUGGUGCUGACCACCAAGGAGACGGGCAGGCUCCAGCAGCUGCCUCAUCGCCGAGCCCAAGCACCCACGGUGCUUCGGGUCCCCGCACUCGCUCCCGCGCUCAACGCGGCCCUCGCCGCACUGGCGCCCGCCACGACGUGGCGGACCAUGAUGACGACGAUGACGAGGGCGAUGGCGACGACCACGGCGCUCACCCAUCUUCCUCCUCUUCCUCUCUGCCUUCUUCCGCCACUCCGAGCGGAGGAGCGCAGGUGGCGUCCCGAGCCUCUGGCCUGCUGGAUCCCCGUGAUCCACAGGUUGACGCAGCCAUCCUCGCGUUCCUUACUCCGACGUCCUGACCGGGACCACCCGCUGCGGCUGGGCCAUCACCCGACAAUCGUGGCCGCUCCGGGUGUGCUUGCGCUGCGCCGCCUCCGCGGAGCGCUACAUCCGCAGCGGGCAAGGACCACGUCAGUCGCCUCAAGGCAGCAGCUCUCCUCGACCACCUGGUUGCCCACGGACACCGUCGACACGUUCAUGUCCCGCAUCACGGACAUCAACUCGCAGCUCCUCGCUGCCGGCGUGUCCAUCCCGGAGGACGACCUGCGCACCCUCGUCCGCAACGAACUCCCCGCAGAGUUUGAUGUGGCGAUGCGGUUCAUGGAGCGCGAGGACCCGCCGCCAUCGCUGUCCAAGAUGACGGCGGACCUCAUCCAGGAGGAGCGCCGCCUGCAUCGUCCCAAGAAGCGCACGCCCGUGCUCGCCAUCGGCGGGCCAAGCCCCGGCUCCUUCGCUGCAUCGCCGAUGCACGCUGGCACGUCGCCCUCCGACACGAGCGGUGGACCAUGCUGUCCACCUGCAGAGCGCGUGACUUGCGCGUUCUGCAACUUCCGCGGCCACUGCGCGCAGCAGUGCCGCAAGCUGCAGGCGGCCAAGCGCUACCACGUCAUCGACGUGCGGCAGAUCCUGGCUACGCUUCGCAACCACGGCAACGGCAACGGCAAGCGGCCAGGAUCCUCUCGCCCGCAGCACGGACGAGCAGCUCCAUUCAAGAAGGCGGCCGUCGUCAGCCACGGCCCUCAGCGCGUGGAGACCUUCGCCAUCCACCACGAUGCCCUCAUGCUGCAGCCCGAGGGCGAGGAGGAGGGCCACGCCAUCGGACCAGUGCCACCACAGCUGUGGCUCGCUGACAGCGGUGCCACGGCGCACAUCACCAGCGACGCCUCCCUCCUCACCAACUACGUCGCCGUCACGCAGCACGUCACCGUUGCCAACAGCCAGACCGUCACGGUCAUCGGCAAGGGCGACGCCGUGCUCCGCGUGACUGGCACAGACGGCGCUCCAGGCACCAUCACGCUGAAGAACGUGCUGCAUGUCCCCGACAUCAAGUACAACCUUCUGGCGCUGAACCUGGUGACUCGCGCGCGUCGUGGUGCUUCCGUCGUCAUUGCUGCGGAUGACAGCCGUAUCCAGUUUGCCACAUGGAGUGUGCCUCUGCUGCCGUCCAAGGACACCGGCCAUCUCUUCCUCUACGCCAGCACCACGACCUCCCAACAAGCCACGGCGCUUGCGGGGGAGCUCGUACACAGCAGCGAUGGGGAAGCCGAGGAUGCUGACGAGGGCGCCUCUGCACACGACGACAAGUCACCGUUCGAGGCCCUGACUGGGCACCCCUUCGACGUCAGCCUGCUGCGCGUCUUCAGCUCGCCGGCCUACGUGCAUGUGGAGAAGAGCAGCACGCGGCACAAGCUUGACCCACGCUCGCGCGUAGGCGUCUACGUCGGCUUCGCCGAGGAGGACCAGGCCCACGUCGUCUGGAUGCCGGACACGCGACGCGUUGUCCACACCAUCCACGCACGCUUCGGCGCCAUCAAGAACAAGGACGUCGCCUCCUCUCAGCAGCAACAAGAGCAGGACGACAGCGGUGCCUCUGCUUCGCAUGCCAACAAGACCGCUCAGCGUUCGACCGAGGACAGUGCCACCGGCGCUCCCACUGCACCACGUGCGGGGGAGCCGCAGCUCCAGCCACGCGCCCUUGGCGGCUCCGUCUGGGACCAGCUGCUGGUGUCCGAGACCCUCGGCGACAAGGACACCUCUGGUGGCUCAACCACCACGUGUCACGUUGCCACCGGCGCUGCUGGUACGGGGGAGAAGACAUCAGCAGUGGGUGGUCAUCUACCAGACAUCGCUGCUGGCAGUGUUGCCACGUCAGCUGAGCCAGCCACCGUCAAGGAGGCGCUUGCCUCGCCAGACUCUGAGGAGUGGCGCCAAGCCAUCCUGGACGAGUUUGCGGCAAUGCAGGCCAAUGACGUCUACGACGUCGUGCCUCGCGCUGACCUUCCCAAGGGCCACAAGCUGCUCCGCAGCAUGGUCAUCUUUCGGAAGAAGCGUGACGACCAGGGCAAGGUGAUCAAGUACAAGGCGCGCUGGGUUGCCAAGGGCUACUCCCAGGUCCAAGGUGUCAACUACACGGACACCUUUGCUCCGACGGCCACCAUCGCAGCCAUCCGCACCAUGCUCGCCAUGGCCGUCGCGCGUGGCAUGGACAUCCAGCAGAUGGACGUCAACACGGCGUUCCUCAACGCGCCCGUGGAUCACGAGAUCUACGUCCAGCCACCGGCCGUCGACGGCAUCUUCUCGCCGAAUACGGUCCUGCGCCUCAAGCGCGGGCUGUAUGGGCUGAAGCAGAGCCCGCGCCUGUGGAACCACACGCUGGACGCCUGGAUGCGCGAGCAGGACUUCGUCGCCACAGCCACGGACGCCUGCAUCUACCGCCGCACCUGCAAGGGUGGCAAGGUGAUGUGGGUUGCCGUCUACGUGGACGACCUCCUCAUCUUCGCCGACAGCGACAGCGACAUGGCCGCGUUCAAGAAGGCCAUCUCCAAGCGCUUCAAGAUGAAGGACCUGGGCAGCCCAGACAUUUGUCUCGGCAUCAAGGUGCAGCACGACCGCAAGGCCAGGACCGUCACCAUGAGCCAGGAGCACUACCUGCGCAGCGUGCUGGAGACCUUCGGCAUGGCUGACUGCAAGCCUGUCGGCACGCCGCUCUGCACAGGCUACGUCGACAAGCCAGCCGACAAGGAGGAGCCACUCCCGGACGUGCCGUUCCGCGAGCUGCUUGGCUCCCUCCUCUAUGCUGCGACGAUGACGCGCCCAGACAUCUCGGCGGCUGUCUCCAUCCUGUCUCGCCGUAUGCAGCACUUCGGCAUGGACCAUUGGAAGGCUGCCAAGCACCUUCUUCGCUACAUCAAGGGCACCUUGUCCUACAUCAUCAAGUACGCCGCCACUGGCGACACCAGCAACGGCAGCACUGCCGACGGCGUGCUCUCAGCGUACUCGGAUGCGUCGUUCGCCUCCGACGUUGACACGCGACGUUCCCGCACGGGCUUCGUCGUCUUCUGUUCCACGGGCCCCGUGUCCUGGAACUCCAAACUGCAGGCCACCGUGGCCACAGCCUCCGCCGACGCGGAGUACAUGGCUCUCGCAGCCACCGCACAGGAACUCAUGUUCCUUCGCCAACUCCAGGAGGAGCUCACCGGCGCCGUCCUGUGCGAGCCCACGCUCGUCCACACGGACAACCAGCCGGCGCAGCGCGUUGCCGAACACGCCGCCUCGCGCAUGCGGCACAUCCUCGUCAAGUACCACUACAUCCGCGAGUGCGUCGACACCAAGAGGAUUGUGCUGAGCUACCUCGCCACGGAGCACAUGAUCGCAGAUCUCCUCACGAAGAUCCUCCCUCGGCCCAAGACGGCUCAGUUCUGCACGAUGCUGUUCGACCAGCGUCCUCUGCCAGGCUGCCAGCCACGGGCCCGUCCUCAUUCGGGCCGGUCGCCACGUCCUUCGACUCCGCGUCAGGACCUCUGA
Molecule: messenger RNA, 3918 nt
Organism: Salpingoeca rosetta
Lineage: Eukaryota; Choanoflagellata; Craspedida; Salpingoecidae
Exons: 2
Coding region: 1-3918 (1305 amino acids)
Source: RefSeq, a predicted model, not a curated record